Durotheca rogersii is the source of this 2393-nucleotide messenger RNA. Its product is annotated as ATP-dependent RNA helicase mss116. The transcript has 2 exons. The record is from RefSeq and is a predicted model, not a curated record. NCBI's taxonomy places the organism in Eukaryota, Fungi, Ascomycota, Sordariomycetes, Xylariales, Xylariaceae. Gene Ontology annotation, molecular function: nucleic acid binding; ATP binding. Gene Ontology annotation, cellular component: mitochondrion. The coding region runs from base 362 to 2371 and encodes 669 amino acids.
CCUAGGUACAUAACUUAGGUAGGCACCUCUAGUAAUUCACCUUGGGAUAGAGGGGGAGUUUCCUUCCUUCUCAAUGUCCGUCAAGUACCUAUAGACUGUAGGCAAGCCUGCAGAUACAUCCGAUUCGGGAUAGACUUCUGCCGAUCCGGUGUGGGUUGACUGGGUGGAUCCACCCCUCCCCAUUGUGUUAUCUUAUCUGCCUCGUUUCUCCGUUAGUUCCAAAAAAUUUCGCGGGCAGGAAAUUCCAAUUGCCUCCACCGCGCAUCAUUUUUUUCUCUCCCCGAGGUGUGCGCACGAGAGACAGUCUUUUUCACUUGCCAUCCUCAAUCCUCCUGGACACAGUUCCUAACUGGCCGCCACAAUGCUGAAGGCUUCCUUACAGCGGCAUGCCCGCCUGGGCAAUGUCGCCGGUCGCCAAUUGUCAACCUUAGCUUCGCGGCACACUCGCGCUCCGCCGUUGGGGGUCUCAGUGUGCCUCAGACUGUCGCAGGCCGAAUUGCCGCUUCAUCCCCUCAGACCAGUCUCCGUACGGACCUAUUCCUACGCAUCUACCGCAGAAACCCAGGCCGGGGCACAAUCUGAGGAUUCGCAAGCUCCACGUCGUGUCACUCGAUUCCAGGACUUGACGAAGCUGGGAGUUCACGAGAGAAUCGUUGACGCCAUCACCAAGGGUAUGAAGUAUGAUACCAUGACAGAGGUCCAAACUAUGACCAUCAAUCCCGCAUUGGGCGGAGUCGAUUUAGUCGCGCAAGCGAGGACUGGAACCGGCAAGACCUUGGGUUUUCUCGUCCCCGUUUUCCAGCGCAUCUUGGCGACUGAUCCCAGCCUCGCGACUCCAUUUGGCCGCUCAAGACCCUCUUCGGAAGAUAUUCGUGCUCUCAUCCUGUCGCCAACCCGAGAGUUAGCGGAGCAGAUUGGCGUCGAGGCUAGGAAGUUAGCCCAACACACCGGCAUCGUCGUACAAACCGCCGUCGGCGGGACCCGCAAGAGAGAAGCGCUUUGGAAUAUGCAGCGGCAGGGAUGCCACGUACUCGUCGCGACUCCCGGCAGACUUCACGAUAUCCUGUCGGACCCGUCUACUCGUGUUGCGGCGCCAAACCUACAGGCAUUCGUACUGGAUGAGGCCGAUCGCAUGCUGGACGUCGGAUUCUCGGAAGCUAUCCAAGACAUCCAAGCCCUGCUCCCACCUAUUGAACAGGUUGACCGGCAGACGCUCCUAUAUUCCGCAACCAUUCCCCGAGAUGUUGUUCAUCUAGCUAAGAAAAUGGUCAAGACUGAUAACUUCGAGUUCGUACAAACUAUCGACCCGAACGAAGCCCCAACCCAUGAGCGCGUUCCACAACAUCUUUCGAUCGUUCGCGGUUACGAGAAUUGGUUCCCGGUCGUGUUGGAAAUCGCGCACAAAGCACAGCAGCGGUCUCUAGAGGAUCCCGAAGCCCUUCCGUUCAAGGCGAUCGUCUUCUUCUCAAACACUGCCACCGUCCAGUUUGCGUUCGAAGUUUUCAGGCACACCUCACUUCGGCCCUCAGGGAUGCCAGUAUGGGACAUGCACUCAAAACUGACCCAAUCCUCACGCACCAGGAAUGCCGAGUCCUUCCGCCGUGCCAAGAGUGGUAUUCUCAUCUCAUCAGAUGUCACUGCGAGAGGAAUGGAUUUCCCUGGUGUCUCGCACGUAAUCCAGGUCGGUCUUCCGCCCGACAGGGACCAAUACAUCCAUCGUGUUGGUCGGACAGGCCGCGCUGGAAAACCUGGUGAAGGUUGGAUACUUCUAGCCGAGACGGAAAUCCACGAAGCAAGAUACCGCCUUAGCGGCUUGCCCAUCAAGCCCAAUGAAAACAUUCAAUCCGCUAAACACGACAUUUCGAAAGAACCCCCUACCGAAAUAUCCCGUUAUUUCGAAGAGCUAUCGGUUGCGUACCAAAAAGUCCCAAAAUAUUACUUUAAAGAUGUUUAUCACGCUCUAUUAAGCCAAAAAUUCGGCAGGAAUCUUCGGACUGAAGAUGCCGUCGAACUUCUCAACAACUGGUGUAUCCAAGGCCUCGGCUGGACUGAGCAGCCGGCCAUAUCGCAGAGGGCGGCCCAAAACCGCGGGUUGGGUAGGGUCAGGGGGAUCAGAAUCGGAACGGACGAUUAUGAGGACGAACGAAGAGAGGAUGAAGGGUUCUCGGGCGGUAGGUUCGGCAGCAGCGGGUUUGGAAGAUCCGGCGGUGGAUUCGGAAGAUCCGGCGGCGGAUUUGGAAGAUCUGGUGGUGGCGGAUUUGGAAGAUCUGGUGGUGGUGGAUUCGGAAGAUCUGGUGGUGGUGGAUUCGGAAGAUCCGACGGUGGAUUUGGACGAUCCGAUUUCGGCCCACCUCGGGGAUCGUCGUUCUAAGGACCUCUGGUAGCGCCUCGCU